AUGAUGAACGUCAUAUUGGUUGGCGCGACGGGCGCAGUCGGGGGUGAGUUAUUGAAGGCUGCUCCCCAGUUCGGGAUUGAUCGACUGUGUGUGUUGGUACGUCGUGAGUUGGAGACGAGUGGUUUUGCGAAUGAGGAGUGGUACAAGACUCACUUGGUGGUGAAGAAGGUGUCGUUUGACAAUGUGGAGGCAGCGGUGGCGGUGGGGGUGGAGGCACUGGGUGGCAAGGUUACGCACUGCAUUAGCAGUUUAGGUACGACGAAGGCGAAGGCGAAGACGGCUGAAGGGUUUAAGAAGAUUGACUAUUACCUUAACUACGAGAUUGCUAAGGCGGCAGUCAAGGCUGGCGCUCAACAUUACAGCAUAGUCUCUACCCUUGGCGCCAACGCUAACAGUAACUUCCUGUACACCCAGACAAAGGGUCAACUCGAUGAAGACGUCCAGAAACUCGGCUUCGCUACCGUCAGCAUCUUCAGGCCACCCCUUAUACUCACUGAAGGACGCAACGAAAGCAGACCCCUCGAAGCCGUACUACAAGCUUGCAGCAAAUGGACCGACCGAGGUGGCUGGUGGAGCAUACAUGCCUCCAAAAUCGCACUCGCCAUCUGGGCCGUGGCGCAAACAUAUACCCUUAGUCACAGCACUCAAGACAACACCCCAAAUAUUUCUGACGACAACACCACACAGACUACCGUCACCAAGAUCUAUGACCCCAAGCUCAUUAAAGAAGCCGCGCGCGACUGGGAGAAGGAA
Gregarina niphandrodes is the source of this 753-nucleotide messenger RNA. Its product is annotated as putative NADH(P)-binding, PF13460 family protein. The record is from RefSeq and is a predicted model, not a curated record. Lineage: Eukaryota; Apicomplexa; Conoidasida; Eugregarinorida; Gregarinidae. The transcript has a single exon. The annotation marks the transcript as partial.